GAAAGGUUGGGUUAGGUUAUAAUACAUGUUUUUAUAUUUUGACAUUUUAUUUUUAGGUUAUAUUUACAAUUUUCACACAGGCAUUGACGUAUUUUUUUUUUAACAAUUGGCUGAUUUUUAUUGUGUUUUAACAUUUAGGAUUUUAAAAAAGAAAAAAUGGAUUUACAUGAAAAAUUCAAAAAUUUGCCAAUAGUAGAUUUAUCAAUAAUACUUGGCGAUGAAAAUAGUGAAACAUUAAUUAAUCGUCUAAUAAAAAAUUACAAUGACGAAUUAACAACAUCAACAACAAUAGAUAUAAAUAAUUUAAAAAUCUAUCAAAUGAUUCUCUACAAUGAUUAUCAGAAAAAAUUAUCCAAAAAAACAUCAUUAGAAAAUAAUCUCUCAAUUGACAAAUUAUUUUCCAAUUCGAAAAAUUUCACUCAAGAACAAUUUACAUUAAUUAAGGAUAUCAUUAUUUUACGACUAUUUCUUGAAUCAAUAAAUAUUUAUCGUGAAUUUGAUAAUUUUCACUGUAAGAAAAAUUUAAAUUCAUUAAUGAUAAAUAAUGAUGAUGAGAAAAAUUAUUUUAUGAAUUUUAUUGAAUGUUUCGUUGAUGUCGUUUGUUUAUAUAAAUUUAUGAAUAAAGAAAAUUUUUCCUAUGAAAAUUGGAGAAAUUUGGAUUUUAAAAUUUCAAAAGAUUUGGAAAUUUGGUAUUUAAAUAAAAAUGAGAAUGAAGGGAAAAUGCUCGUUUCACUUUUACCAAAAUUAAUUGAAAUCACUUUUAACGAGAGUUUAAAAAUACUUUGGCGUUUAUUGAGGGAUAAUAAUGAUUUAAUGGGAUUUUGUAUAUUUAUUAAUUUCUUAUCAAAUGAGAAAGAAAAUUUUUACUUAUUUCUCAACGAUCAAUUAUUUUGGACAAUUAUUUUAAAUGGACUAAAAUCACGCAUCGAAUCAAUGAGAAAACAAGCGAUGUUUAUUUUUAAAAUAAUCACCGAAUUUUUACACAAUGAAAAUAAUUUGCAAAUUAGUAAAAAUUUAAUUGCAAAUAAUUUGGAAAUUUGUCAAAAAUCAAAAAUUCCUUUCACUUGUGAAUUAAAUCGAAAUUCAAUUUUAACAACGAGAAAUAAUUAUAUUCUCAUUCUCGAAUCAUUGGAGGAGAAAAAACAAAAUCUUGUACUUCCUACAUUUGCAAUUUUAAAUAAUCUUCACGACGCUUAUCUUGAGCAUCGGAAUUGUGGCAAUUGUUUUGAUUUCAAGUGGUUUGCGUGUAUUUUGGAAAAAAUUCUUCGUCACGAAAGUAAUGCAAUUGUUAAACGUGGUGUAUUUUUUAUUCUCGAAUUAAAUCCCAAUGAUGAUGAUGAUGAUUUUAUUAUUUUGUUUACUAAAGCCCUCAAUAAUCGUUUUCUCUACGAAAUCGAAAAUGAUGAGAGCAGUUUGAAAAUUUAUAAAGAACUUUGUCAUUUUCUCGAGAGAAGGGGAGAAAAUUUUAUUAAUAAAUUUUUAUCAUCAAUCGCCGAAAUUUCUUGGGAUCCAAUUUCAAUUUUUUAUGUAACUUUAGCAUUGUCAAAGAUGAAAAUUUCAUUUCAAUUGAGGGAGGAAAAAAAUUUGAUGAGUCUGAAAAAAUUAAUUGAAUUAAAUCUUUGUCAUCAUUCGACAAUAUUGAGAAAAGCGUCGCAAAAAAAUAUUCUUAUUACAAUAAUUCGUGAUGAGAAAAUAAAUUUAGAAAUUUUGGGAAAUUUUCUCAUCACAUUCCCACGUGAUGAUGAAUUAAUUGUUCGUGAUUCUGAAUCAUGGCAAAUAAUUCUUGAUUUUUUAAAACGAAUUGAAGUCAAUAAUUUAGAAAUAAAAAAAUAUAUUUGUGAAUCUUGUGAAAAAAUUCGUGAGGGAUGUGAAAUAAAUAUUGAAGCAUUUGCACAAAUUUUGGCAAUAAUUGAAGAUUUUUCUCAUUUAAAUGAUGAAAAUGGACGAGAAGAUUUGUAUCAAUUAUUGUAUAAUAUACAAAAUAUUAAUUUGAGACAUUAUAUAAAUUACGAAUUAAUUGAUCGUAUUAUUGAAUUAAUUUUUCGUCUUUUGAAUUACAAUGAUAUUUUUUACAAUUUUCUUCUUCCAUUUCGCGAUGAUAUUGUCGAUUUUUUACUAUUAAUUCCAAAAAAAUCACAAUUAAAUUAUACGGUAAUAUUAAAAUAUUCGGAAUAUUUGAAAAUUUUUCAUAAUCUCAGAAAAAAAAUAAAAAAUGAUGAUUUAAAUUUUUUCCCUAAACUCGAAAAUGAAGCAUUGUAUUGUUUAAAAAUUGAAAAUAAUUGCCCACCAUUGCGACGACUUUAUGGAUUGAAAAUUUUGGAAAUUUGUCAAAAUAUGAAAAAUGGAUUUUUAACAAAGGAAAUUAUUUCACAAUUAUUGGAGAAUUUUUUCAAUCGAUCAUUAAUAUUCGAAGAAGAAAUGAUGGGAAUGAAAGGACGAGCAACAAUGGAAUAUUAUUUAACAUUUGGAAAAAUUAUCGAUUUUUAUUUACAAAUAAAUUCCAAUGAUAUUCCGAAUAAUUGUCUUGCGAUUGCUUCUGCAUUAUUUGAUAAGGCAGGAGCGAAUGGUGUUCCAUUUGUAAUUGGAAUUUUAUCGAAAAUUUUGAAACAAAAGUCAUUUUCGAUGAAUGAAGAUUUUUAUAGUGAAAAAUGUUUAAUUGAAACAUGUUGGAAAUCAAUUUUAACGGGAAAGAAAAAUCGAUUUUUUUGGAUAACAUUGGAUAAUAUUUUUCAAAUUAUUUUAAAUAUAAAUUUUUUUCAAGCUGAAAAGAAUUUUGUAAUUGAGUUGCUUAAUGAAAUUCUAAACGAAGGUGAAACAGCUCCAAGUAUAAAAAUAUAUUUUUUAAAAAAUUUACAAAAUUUAGAUUCAAAAUCACUAAUUUUCUUUGAAGAAGCAAUUUUUAAUUGUCUUCAUCAUGGACAAGCACCGCGUAAAGAUACAAAAAUUGAAUUACAAACAUAUGAAUUUUUGUCAAAACAAAAUGAUGAUAAUUCAACGACAAUUCAAAAUCAUAAUAUUGACAAUGAAAUUAGAGCACGUGGAUUUAUUUUCUUUCAUCGAGCAUUAUGUGUUGAUGAAAAUUUUUCCACUGAUAUUUUGCAUUUUGCGAUAAAAAGUUUGAAAAAAUUUAAAGGAAAACGUUAUUUUAGCGAUUCGAAUUCUCAUCGAAUUCAGCAGAGAAUUUUUCAAACUCUACUGAUUUUGGAACCAAUAUUAAAUAUGGACUGUAGGAAGAAAUUGAGAGAAGAAAUAAUUGAUAUUGUUUUAUACAAUACUGCCGAUCAACCAAGCGUUCAUAUUAUGAUGUCCUGGAUUUUAUCGAAAAUUUUUUCGAGUCAAAAAAAUGAUACAAGUGAUUUAUGGAAUUUUUUCAAGGAGGUUAAAGAGAAACGACCGGGAAAUUUGAAAUUUGUAGCUGGUGUAAUUUUGCAAAUUUCUAAACUCUUAAAAAAAGAUGAUGAAAAUUUUAAUAAUUUUCAUAAAACUGCUAUAUCACUUCUUGCUCCUGAAUGUUUGGGUCCAAAUUUUAAUACUCGUCUCGCUUGUCAGAUAGUUUUAGUGAAAUUUUACGAAAAAAUUGACGAUUAUGAUAAUUUAUAUAAAGCAAUUAUUGAAACAUUAGAUCAGAGAAAUUUUCCAAUAGCUAAUGAAUUUUAUUACGAGGAUUUUCAUUUGUUAAAUAAUUACAAUUUACAGUCUAUUUAUUAUGAAGUUCCACGUUUAACAAAUAUGAGUAGCGACGAAUUAAUUUCGCCGAUAAUAUUCGAAAAUUAUGGAUUUAUUCAAAUGGAAAAACAUCCUUUGAAAUUAUUUGACGAAUUAAACUCAUUAAGUCGAAUAGAAUUAAUUCCGAGUAAAAUAAAAUCACGAGAAAAGAACGAAGCGUCAAUGAAUGAUUGUUGUGUUGAUCUACAAAAAAAAAUUGUACCCGAUAAAUUGACAAUUUUUGAUGUUCGCGAUGAUUGUAUAAAAAAUGUUGAGAAUGAAUCAAUAAUUGUUGUGGCCUCACUUGUGGAAAGAAUUCCAAAUCUCGGUGGAAUUGCAAGAACUUGUGAAAUAUUUGGCGCUGGUGAAAUGGUUUUAGCGAAUAAAAUGUGCAUUGAAAACAAGGAAUUUCAAUCUCUUAGUGUCACAGCUGAAAAAUGGCUAAAAAUCACUGAGGUAAAACCACAUGAUUUAUCAAAAUAUUUAAUGAAAAUGAAAGAAAAAGGAUGGAAAUUAAUUGGCUUAGAGCAAACUGCCAAUAGUUGUAGUCUUUUGGAGAAAAAAUUUGAGAAAAAGACUGUUUUACUUCUUGGAAACGAAAAAGAUGGAAUACCACCAAAUUUAAUACCAAUUUUAGAUAAUUGCGUGGAAAUUCCACAAGUUGGAGUCAUAAGAUCGUUAAAUGUCCACGUGACUGGUGCAAUUUGCAUUUGGGAAUAUGCCAAACAACAUUCUUCUUUUUAAUAAUAAAUAUGAAAACAAAAUUUCUAAUGAAAAAAAAUUUUUUUUUAUAUAUAAAUACAAAUAAUUUUUAAUUAAUUCAUUAUAUUUUUCUAUUUUUUUCAUUUAAAAUAAAACAAUUGAUAAAAAAAUAUAUAAUUUUUAUUUCCUUUAACUCUUUUACAUCCAGAAAAAACUAUAAAAGGAAAAGAAAUUUGCAGUUUUAGGGUCGCUGAUUACGAAUCUAAGAUCAGUUUUUCAAAAUUCAAACUAACGGAUCCAAUAUGGCGAUGGAGAAAUUUAAAAAUUGUUUACAUGCAAUUUAUGUCAUUUGAAUUUUAUAUAUGUUAAAUGAAAUUUAUGUCAUUGGACAUUUAAUUAACCUAAUCAUAUUUGAUAAGGCAGAAAUUAUAUUGACCAACGGUCAACUUUUAUGUACGCAUCUCUUACGAUUAUUUUCGUACAUGGCUUCUGAAAAAAGUUGGUCGUAUCUCGCUGCUGGAGUACGGGGUAUUAUUUAUUUUAAUUUAUUAAAAAUGACGCACAUAUAGAAAGUAACAUCUAUAUUCUCGUUGACUUAUUAAAAAAAAUAUUUUAUUGAUUUAUUAUUUUCGUCACCGAUUAACGUCAUAGUUUAAAAAUUUCUGUUCAUUUUUAAACACCUAUACAAACAAUAAAAACUAGAAAUGGUUACUUGCGUCUAAUAUUUUUUAAAUGACUUAAAAGACUUUUUUUAUUCUAAUUUAUUAUUAAGAACACAAAUAGACGCAAUAGCAACUAUAUAUUAUUGUUGAAUUAUUCCAAAAAAGUUCUAUUGAUUUAAUAUUAUCGUCAUCGAUUACCGUCAUCGAUUAUAAAAAUUCUGCCGAUUUUCACACCUAUGUAAACUGUAAAAAAUAUAUAAAAAGUAAAAGUUAACUAAUUUUUUAUCAAAGUUGUCAAACGAGUAGUCACUCGUGAAAUAGUAAAUCAUGAUUUCGUUAAUAUUAAUAAAAUUGCUUCUAAUAUUUGUGUCGAGUACAAUUUCACAGCCUACACUGCCAUGGAAUUUGACACUAACUGCACGAGCUAUCGAGCCUUUAGUUCGAGAUAAUUCAGGAUCACUGACCAAUCAAAGAACUAAAUAUCAAACCUUCAAUGAUAAUACUAAUUUUGGUAUAAUAAUUAAACAAGGUACAACAUUUAGCUUAACGGUAGAGACACCUUCCAAAAUAGAAGAUUUAAAGUUUUUCUGUUUUCCUUAUCCACAACAUGAAAAAAAAUUAAUCAAAUUAAAUCUUACCGGAAAAACAAAUUGCACAAAUACAUUAACAACAAAUUAUGAUUGUGUACCUAUGGUAUCCGCAUCAAAAAAUGUUCCAUUACGGAUGAUAAUUAAAACCAAAAACUGGUUUCCAUUGUCAACUAACAAUUCUAAUGAUGUGUCACUUCCAAAAUCACAAGGAAAAGGAAUUUCACACAAAAUAGAAAAUAAUUUAAAAUAUUCAUUUCAUGCAUUAGGUUAUAAUGAUUUGGAAUUUUUAACAAUAUUGAUAAAUUACAAGAACAUGACAAUAGAAUUACAACAAUUGCAAAAAAAAAUUCAUUCGAACUUUCAACAAGAAGUAUAUUUUUGGAUCAGUUUAGAACGAAAUGGUUUAUCAAUUUUUGAGUAUAAAUUUUUAGGUUGUCCCCCAUGUGGUACAAAGCUUAUUAAUGCGGUGGAAAAAUUUGAGUUAAAUGAUGUAAUUCAUUUUUAUCAUGCCGAACCAGGUCGUUUUAAAUCAAAUCUCGAAGGAUUAAAUUAUAAAAAAACAAGUAAUUCUUUUAUUUUAUCAAAUACAGGUUUGGAGACCUUAAAAUAAAAUGGAACAGAAUUAAAUAAUUUAAAAUAAUCAUUCGAUGCUUUAGUUCUUGUUGAUAAGAUGUUUUUAAAAAUAUUUUUUGUAGUGUAGCACAUAGCCAUAAUUUUGUUUUAACACAGUAGGGUUUGCGCCAUGCCACAUUAAUGAUAUGAUUCUUACAAUAAUUUUUUUUAAUGCAAUAAAAUUGUUAAAUUUAAUUUGGAAUUGAAAAUAAUUUUAAGUUACAAUGCAUUAUAUUAACAUUAAUUUGCAAAUUAUAUUCGUAUAUUGCGAUUUUAAUGACUUGGAAGCGUACACUCCAAUGAAAUUGGGAUGAAAACUAGAUUAAUUAAGUCUAGUAUAAAUUACAUACAUAAACUAUGAAAUAUACUGUAAUAGAAUGUUUAUUAAACAAUAUUAAUAAUGCAACUUAUGUUAAUUUAUGUAUUAUGAGAAAUAUAUAAUUUACAAUAAAUAUAUAAAAUAUACAUAA
Messenger RNA from Leptopilina boulardi, 6741 nucleotides. RefSeq lists its product as uncharacterized. Lineage: Eukaryota; Metazoa; Arthropoda; Insecta; Hymenoptera; Figitidae. Bases 157 to 4449 code for a protein of 1430 amino acids. Gene Ontology annotation, biological process: tRNA methylation. Gene Ontology annotation, molecular function: tRNA (guanine) methyltransferase activity; RNA binding. The transcript is spliced from 11 exons. The record is from RefSeq and is a predicted model, not a curated record.